This is a messenger RNA of Paramisgurnus dabryanus, 1993 nucleotides long. RefSeq names its product CMP-N-acetylneuraminate-beta-galactosamide-alpha-2,3-sialyltransferase 1-like. Gene Ontology annotation, cellular component: membrane. Lineage: Eukaryota; Metazoa; Chordata; Actinopteri; Cypriniformes; Cobitidae. Gene Ontology annotation, molecular function: beta-galactoside (CMP) alpha-2,3-sialyltransferase activity. The record is from RefSeq and is a predicted model, not a curated record. Gene Ontology annotation, biological process: sialylation.
AAUGUGAUGCAACUAUACACAAACUACACACUGUACAGUUUGAACUCUUAUCCGGAAACAUCAUGACGCGUUUAAACAGUUUGUUUAAAACUCAACACUGAAUAUUCCAUAUAUCAGAUAUCAUAACAGAACAGGUGGAUGAACCGGCUCGACCAACCCUCAAACUGUUGAAUACGAAAUCAACCACUCGACCCAACGUGUUUGCACCACAUGCGUAGCGUAAUAUAAAACGUUUCAUAGAACUAAUAAAUUAAGGAAUAUGUGAGACAUAAAAAAGCAGGGAUAUUUGGAAUACUGGUCUCCAUCACUGAACCAUCGUUUUCACGUUUUCUCAAUGCACGUCUCGCAGGAGUAACUCUGAGAACGGAAGAUGGUCUUAAACAAACUGAAACCUCGUCGUCACCGCUAUGCGAUUCUGCUCCUGAGCUGCACGAUCCUCAUGUGCGUGUACUUUGAAAACUCGUGGAAGCUUUUGACCCAGAAAUAUCAUGUGUCCGAGCACAUUGCCUGCGUAGCGUGCGCUCCGAAGCGCAAGGGCACAGAAUGGUUCUUCGCGCGUUACGCACCGACAGUCCAUCUUUUGCUCAACAGCAGCAACAGCAUGUUAAGCAAAGACGUCUCGAGUUGGUGGACGAGACUACAAAAGGUAAAACGUAAUGCCAACUACACAACCGUGGUGAGGAACCUGUUCCCGCUCUUCCCAGAUCAAGAUCCAAACCGCUGCAGAACCUGUGCUGUUGUCGGGAACUCAGGAAACCUUCUGGGAUCGCGAUAUGGACCUCUCAUAGAUUCCAAAGACUGUGUCAUGAGGAUCAAUAAAGGUCCCACAGAAGGUUUUGAAGAGGAUGUGGGUUCAAAUACCACUCAUCGGAUUUUAUACCCUGAGAGCGUCAUGGAUUUGGACAACUCCACCCAUCUGGUGUUUUUUCCUUUUAAGAUUUUGGACAUUGAGUGGCUUAUCAGUGCCUUCACCACUAAAGACAUCAACGAAACAUAUAUGAACGUUCCAUCGACAAUAAACGCCAAUAAGGACAAGGUGAUGAUACUUCACCCAGAGUUUAUGAAAUAUGUCCAUAAGAACUGGACACAGUUUCAUGGCAGAUAUCCGUCUUCUGGUUUCCUAACGGUGAUAUUUGCUCUGCACAUCUGUGAUGAGGUUCAUGUUUUUGGGUUUGGAGCUACAAAAGAUGGAAACUGGCAUCAUUAUUUUGACAAAACAUUGACUCCAGUUGCUAAUGAAAGUCAUUCGGGAGACAUUGAAUAUGAAACAAUCAUUCGACUUCACCGGGAAAAAAAUCUUUUAAUGUACAAGGGUUGGACAUGAAGCAAGUCGCAUUUCAGAGACGUUCCUUAAAGAUGUCAUUGUUGUACAAUACCAAAUUGCACUAUUGAGAAACAUGAUGGAUGGUUGGAGUGUCCAAUCAGAAUAAAGUAUUCCAGAGAGCCAGAGUAAUAUACUGUCAAGCUAAAUUAUGCUAUACAUUCUCAAGGAACUUUUAUUAUAAAUGCACCUCCCACAAGAAAAUUCAAGACGUGCCACUGACAUAAAACAAUCUGAAACUUGAAUCUGAGAAUUGAACAAAACAUAUUAAACUAUACAAUAACAAUGGUUAAUAUUUUUUUGAGGUUUAAUAACACAGAACUUAUGAUAAAUGAAUGUAUUUUAUUAAAUUUCAUAAAACUGGGCCCCCCUCCAGCACCAGGACGGGCCCCCCAGUUAAACCUCUGGGUUAAAUUAACCUAGAAUUUGUUUAUGUUUGACCAAAUAAUGGGUUGAAACAACCCAGCAUAAAUAACAAACCAUUUCGUUUUUCUCUUUUUGACCCAACGUUGGGUCUUUAAAUUAACCUAGUAUUUAUUAGAGUGCAUUGGAUAAAUACAUUUGUCACCCAGUAUAUUGUGCAGGCAAUUUGUUCAGUGCUGUAUUGUUUGGGAUUAUUAUUUCAUUAAUUAUUUAACUUUUGUAGAAUAAUAAAGUCACUCCCUUUUCUUA